Molecule: messenger RNA, 10461 nt
Organism: Callithrix jacchus (white-tufted-ear marmoset)
Lineage: Eukaryota; Metazoa; Chordata; Mammalia; Primates; Cebidae
Source: RefSeq, a predicted model, not a curated record
CUCUGUCUCAAAAAAUAAAUAAAUAAAUAUAAAUAAAUAAAUAAUAACAAAAUGCUUUUUAAGUAACCUUUUCUAAAAAUAACGUGUUUAGUGUAAAUGAAUGAAACUACUCAACCAAAAGAUGUUGAUUGGCAAAAUCAUUGAAAAAACAGUAUCCAAGUGUAUGUUCUGCACAGGGAUUUGCUUAAAUCUAAUGACAUGCAUAGAUGGAAACUGAAAAAAUGAAAAAAGUUAUUCUAUAUAAAUAGUAAUAAAAAGAGUGCAAGGGUGGCUUUACUAAGGGCUAAGUCAGACUUUUUUUUUUUUGACAUGGAGUUUCGUUCCUGUUACCCAGGUCGGAGUGCAAUGGCGCAAUCUCAGCUCACCGCAACCUCCGCCUCCUGGGUUCAGGCAAUUCUCCUGCCUCAGCCUCCCGAGUAGCUGGGAUUACAGGCACGCGCCACCAUGCCCAGCUAAUUUUUUGUAUUUUUAGUAGAGACGGGGUUUCACCAUGUUGACCAGGAUGGUCUCGAUCUCUUGACCUCGUGAUCCACCCACCUCGGCCUCCCAAAGUGCUGGGAUUACAGGCGUGAGCCACCGCACCUGGCUAAGUUAGACUUUCUUUCUUUUUUUUUUUUUUUUGAGACGGAGUUUUGCUCUUGUUUACCCAGGCUGGAGUGCAAUGGCGCAAUCUUGGCUCACCGCAACCUCCGCCUUCUGGGUUCAGGCAAUUCUCCUGCCUCAGCCUCUUGAGUAGCUGGGAUUACAGGCACGCACCACUAUGCCCAGCUAAUUUUUUGUAUUUUUAGUAGAGACGGGGUUUCACCAUGUUGACCAGGAUGGUCUUGAUCUCUUGACCUCGUGAUCCACCCGCCUCAGCCUCCCAGUAAAUUAGACUUAAAGUGAAAAAUUGUUAGAAGAGAGCAAGAAGAACAUUAUACGUUGCCAAAAGGGUUAUUUCACCAAGAAGACAUAACAGUUAUAAACAUAUGUGCACCAAACAUCAGUGCUCCUAAUUAUAUAAAGCAAAUACAGACUUGAAAAGAGGAGUAGCUACCUAAUAAUACAGUGGACUCUGAGCCACAUGGAUUUGAACUACAUAGGUGCACUUAUGUGUCAGUUUUUUUCAACCAAACUCAGACUGAAAAUACAAUAUUCAUGGGAUGUGAAACCCACAUAUAUGGAGGGCCAAGUUUUCAUAUACAUUGGUUCUACCAGGCUGACUGCAAGACUUGAGUUUGUAUGCAUUUUGAUAUGCCAAGGUUCUUGGAACCAAUCCCCCCUAUAUAAUGAGGGACAAUUAUACUAGGACACUUCAUACCUCACUUUCAAAUAGCCAGACCAAAGAUAAGAAAAAAAAAAAGUAAGGAAAUAGAGGAUUUGAAGAACAUUAUACACAAAAUUGACCUAAAAGACUAUACAGAAUAACCCACAUGACAACAGAAUAUACAUUUUCUCAUUUGCAGAUAGAAUAUUCUCUAGGAUAGACUAUAUAUUAGGCCAUCAGUCAAAUGUUAAUAAAAUUUAAUUUUUAAUAUAAUAAAUAUUUUUUCCAAUUACAAUCUAGAUCACAAAAACUAGAAAUGAUAGCAGCAUGAAAAGUGAAAAUUCACAACUAUGUGGAGAAUAAACACAUUCUUAAAUAACCUAUAUGUAAGAGUAAAUUAGAAGUGAAAUUAAAAAUAUAUGGAGACCACUGAAAAUGAAAACAAUGUGCCAAAAUUUAUUAGAUGUGGUAAAAGCGGUGGUAGGUGGGAAAUUUGUACCUGUAAAUGCUUAUAUUAAAGAAAUAAGUAUCUUUUUUUUUGAGAUAGAGUUUCACUCGUUACCCAGGCUGGAAUGCAAUGGCGCGAUCUCGGCUCACCGCAACCUCCGCCUCCUGGGUUCAGGCAGUUCUCCUGCCUCAGCCUCCUGAGUAGCUGGGAUUACAGGCACGUGCCACCAGGCCCAGCUAAUUUUUGUAUUUUUAGUGGAGACGGGGUUUUGCCAUGUUGGCCAGGAUGGUCUCAAUCUCUUGACCUCGUGACCCACCCGUCUCAGCCUUCUGAAGUGCUGGGAUUACAGGCUUGAGCCACCACACCCGGCCAAGAAAUAUGUAUCUUAAAUUCACAACCUAAUUUUAUAUUCAUGAACUCAAAAAGGCAAAUAAUUUGAACAAGAAAGCUUGCAGGAGGAAAGAAAUAAUAAAGAUUAAUGCAAUGACGAGUGGAGAAUAGAAAAAGAGAAAAUCAACCAAACCAAGAGUUAGAUUUACUUAAAAAACAAAAAAUGUGUGGACAUUACUGCAAAUUUUAGGGAAAUAAAAACGAUGUUAAUAGAGCACUGUCAACAAUUGUAUGCUAACAAACUGUACAACCUAGAUGAAAUAGACAAGUCCCUUAAAAUAUAUACCCUACCAAAACUGAAUCAUGAAGACAGAACAUCUGAGUAGAUCUAUAACUAGUAAGGAGAUUGAAUCAGUAAGCCAGAGCUUCCCAACAAAGAAAGUCCAAGCCCAGGUGGCUUCACUGGUUAACUCUCCCAUUUAAAAAAAAAAAAAAAAAGUUUAUUUUUUUAGUAAACCUUAUUUUACUUAGUAGGAAUUCUUCCAAACAUUUAAGGAACCACAACUUCUCAACCUCUUCCCAAAAAUGCAAGAGGAGAGAACACUUCCUAGUUCCUUCUCUGAGACCAGGAUUACCAUGGUACCAAACCAGACAGACAUUACAUGAAAAUAUACACCAACAUUCCAUAUGAAUACUGAUGCAAGACUCUACCAUAAAAUACCAGCAAAAUUCAGCAACAUAUUAAAAGGAUUAUACUCAAUGACCAAACAUCUAUUCCUAUAAUGCAAAUGUAAUUUAUGAUUCAACAUACAAAUAUUGAUGUAUUAUGCUGCAUGAACAGAUUAAAAGAUAUAAAAAUAUAAUCCACAUGAUCAUACCAGCAAAUGCAGAAAUUUCACGAAAUUCAGCACCUUUUCAUGAUUAAAAUAUCAUGCAAAUAAUUAAAAAGAAACUAUCUCAACACAAUAAAGGCUAUAUGUGAAAAAUUCCAGAGCUUAUUUUCAUAUUCAAUGGUGAAGGACUGAAAGCUUUUCUUCUAAUAUCAGGAAUACAAUGAGUUUGCUCCACUUUUCCACAUCUAGUCAAUAUAGUAUUGGAAGUUCUAGGCAGAACAAUUGGGUAGAAAGGAAAUAAACUUGUUAAAAUUGGAGACAGAGAAAACUGUGUCUAUUAGCUGAUGACAUGUUCUAAUAAAUUCUACAGAAUACACAAGAAAAAAACUUCUUAGAGCUAACAAAGUGAAAAAGUUAUAGGAAAAACACCUAUAUAGAAAAAGCAGUUAUAUUUCUACACAAAAACAAAACAACUUGAAAAGGAAAAUACUUCUCUUGGCAAUAGUAUCAAAAAGAAACAAUUACUUAGGAACUGUCUUAGCCAAGGACAAGAGAAGCAGUUGGACACUGAGCUCUGCAAUAUCUUACUGAAGGAAAUUCAAGGAGGCACAAAUAAAUGGAGAUAUAUCCAUUUUUAAUGAGUUGAGAGAGAAAUUACAAGGCAGUGAAUACCACCUAAAAUGGUCUGCAGCUUCACUGCAAUCCUUAAUCGCAAUGAUUUUUCUUUUCAGAAAUGGAAAAAUCCACCCAAGAUUCACUGAAAUAUCAAGGGAUGCUCUCUCCCAUGGUCAUAUCCUAAACCUUGUCAUUUCCUAGAAAAUACUCUUCGGUAAUAAUUUGCAGCAUGAGUCUGCAACAACUUUCACCUGUAUUGCCACCUGAGUCCCAUCAGCAUUCUUGCAUCAAUAAUCUUAGUACCUCGCCAAUACUUACAAUCCACUGAGACUAUCACCUUUUUGCUCUCUUAACGUCUAAUGUCCUCACAGCCAGCCAAGUGCAUCUCUUGUCAGGUGAGGACAGCUCACUCCACUUCUGUCUUCCUUCCCAGAAUAUGUCCCAUGAAAAUCUCUAGCUAGAUGAAGCCAGAGAAAGAGAAUAUUUGAUUUCUUAGGCUUUUUGGAAGAGUGAGGAAUGGUAAUAGGGGUUUGGAGUGUACCCUGCAAGCACCAGUCAAUAGGGUGUAUCCUGAAUGGAUAGUGGGUAAAGGACAUUUGUUGUGAAGCUCUGUCCAACUCCACUUCAGGAAAGCCUGCCUUUAAUCAGAGUGAUGAUUUAUUAGUGUAAUGCUGACCUCCAUGUUUUUGAAUUAUUCUCAUACUUUGGAAUUAGGGAAUUUCUCAUUACAAAUUAUUCUUUAGAUACUUUGUGUAUAAUCAUGCUCUUGGUUUCUAAGCACUGCUGUCAGGUUAUACAGGGCAGUGAGUGAACAGAUCUGUGAAGUAUUAACUCUGGGCAUUGUGGCGAGUGUAAUGGUAAAAGUAUUUUAAAUGUGUUGUGAGGGAAGGGAAUAUACCAAUUCAUGAUAGGUGAGUGGGGUAUUGGUGUAACAGAAAGAAGGUCCAGCUGCUCACCACUUACAGAAAAAAGCCAAAUAACAAAAGGAAGAUGGGAUAAAAAGGGUGAAUUUUAUUAUCCAUUGCUAGCAAGGGAGAGAGUAACUGGAAUCUUUUCCAAAAAUUGCCACUUUUCAAUUUCUGGAGAGAGGACCACAGUUUAAGAAGUUGGCUUGGAAUGCAGAGGUAAGUGGGGUUAAGAGGUACCUGACGGCCUGUCUCACUCCCUUGGCUUAUCUAGAAUGGUUUCCUCUGGUGAAGGGGCCAAUGCCAUCACACGCUAUAUCAGGUUAUAAAUUGAUGGCAGUCAAUCUUGCAGUUUAUCUGUAGCCAGGAGGUUAAGGCUACCUGAUCUGCAUCAGUAUUCUUCCCCUGAAGCUUCUAAGGAAAUAUAUGAGGUGAUAAGUGAGCAUAGUGUGAGCUUAACAAGCAUCCAGGAUAAAAAAAAAAACGUGCAUAGGACAUGGAAGCAUAAGGUGGGAAAGGGAAGGGAGUGACGUUUUAAAGCAGAUUCAGAGGCUGUAUUUGAACACGAAAGAAAACACAUCUGUAGUUUGUCUCAAAGCUACGUCUUGAGCCUGGGGAGAAGGGGGAAAGAAAAAGCGGUUUUUAAAAUGUACUUUGAAGCUAAGGUGCUACCAAGCUUAGGUAACCAUACAUAGGCUUCAAAAUACUAUUAGGCCAACCAGCCCAACCUUGUUUAAACCUGAGUAAUGAUUCAAAUAUUAUAAAAUGCAUCACUUUAAAAUGUAACCUUUAGUGGUUUUUAGUAUAUUUCCAAAGUCUUGCAAUUGUCACUAUUCUCUAAUUUCAAGUCUUUUUAAUCAGCCCAGAAAGUAGUCCCCUAUCCACUGGCAGUCACUCCCAAUCCCCAUCCUUCUUCCAUCAGCUCCUGGCAACCACUAUUCUACUUCCUGUUUCUAUAGAUUUGCCCGUUCUGAAUAUUUCAUGUAAAUGAAAUCAUACAACAUGAGCUCUCUUCUGUCUCACACCUCUUAGCCUUAAUUUCUCUUAAUGUAUACUGAGGAGUGAAAUUGGGUUAUAAGCUGUAUUAGUCUGUUUUCACACUACUAUAAAGUACUGCCUGAGAUUGGGUAAUUUACGAAGAAAAGAGGUUUAAUUGACUCACAGUUCCAAGGCUUAACAGGAAGUAUGACUGGGAGGCCUCAGGAGACUUAGAAUCAUGGUGGAAGGUGAAGAAGAAAGCACUAGAACAGAAGAGAAAGUGCAAAGACGAAGCGCCACCACUUCCCAACAACCAGAUCUCAUGAGAAUUCACUCACUAUCACGAGAACAGCAAGGGGGACGUCCGCCCCCAUGAUUUAAUUGCCUUCCACUAGGCUCCUCACCCAACAUGUGAGGAUUACAAUUUGAGAUGAGAUUUGGGUGGCAACACAGAGCCAAAUCAUAUCAUAAUCCCAUUUUUUUUGUCAGUCUAUUUUGCCAGCAUCAGUCUCUUUGGGAUGUCCAUGCCCUCAGAUUCUGCAGUCUUCAGUCUGGGAAUGGACUGAGAAUAGGGCUCCAAACAGGUGAUGAAGAAUGCUCCCUGAAAUACGUAUUACAACACAUAGGAUGUUGAGUGUGGUGAGAUUGCCAAUGGCCAGAGAGGAGAGCAGUACCGCCCUUAGAUCCAAACAAAUGAUGUCCAUGCUUUAGGCCCUGUGUGUCAUGGGCCCAUAGUUUUCUGUGCCGCCUUCACAUUCUUCUCUGGUAUCUGGAACUAAUCAUGCCUGGCACUGCUAUCCAAGUGGAGUACCUUGAGCCCUGAUCUUGCGGGAUUCCUGGUAGUUUAGCUCAGGUUGGCGUUUCCGGUGAAUCCUGGGAAAUGUAGUCCAUUUUGUGGGAAGUGUAGUCCACUGGCCGGUGGAACACCGGACAUUUUGGCUCUGGCAGGCGGACCGGUGAAUUCUGGGAACCAUACUCCAGACACUCUGAGGUGUCGCCGGCCCUUUGGCUCAGAGGAGCGAGUUUGGGGAAUUCUGGGAAGUGGAUGCAGUCCAGACACGCUGGCGGAGAGGAUACUUCCGGUCUCCGAGCUUGAGGUUCCUACUUUAAUGACCAGGGUAGUUUGAGCCAUUUCUGCGGCUUAGAGGACAUUUUGAACGAGCCCCCUUUGCUUGAGGCUUCCAACUGCCCCAUGAUCGAUGAUCGUUUCAGAGGAAAAGAGGCCUUGGCAAAGACUGGAGAUACCUGUAACCAGAGACAGCUGAUUGUAGGUUUCUGCAGCAAGGAAGCCCACAUACCAGGGCACAAUUCUGCUUUCUCUCGAAGUGCAUCAUUCAGGACUCUGCAAAUUCCCUGAAGUAGGAGGAAAAAUGACCACGUCCAAGGUUGGCAGCAGGGGAGUCCAGAAUCCUAGGGUCCACUGUGAGCUGGCCAUCCAGGGCUCAAGAAAGCUACCUGGAGCAGAUGGAAUCUUGACUGUAUGUACCCCACUUGCACCAGAGCUGAGGCACCCCAGAAGGAGGCAGUGACCUUUAAGGAUGUGGCUGUGGUCUUUACUGAGGAGGAGCUGGGGCUGCUGGACCCUGCCCAGAGGAGGCUGUACCGAGAUGUGAUGCUGGAAAACUUCAGGAACCUGCUCUCAGUGGGGCAUCAACCAUUCAACCGAGAUACUUUCUACUUUCUAAGGGAGGAAAAGUUUUGGAUGAUGGAUAUAGCAACCCAGAGAGAAGGGAAUUCAGGUACAAUUCUGCUUUCCCAGGAAUUGCAUCACUCGGUACUACACAAGUUCCCGGAAGUAAGAGGGAAAAUGACCACGUUCACGGAGGCAGUGACCUUCAAGGACGUGGCUGUGGUUUUCACUGAGGAGGAGCUGGGGCUACUGGACCCUGCCCAGAGGAAGCUGUACCGAGACGUGAUGCUGGAGAAUUUCAGGAACCUGCUGUCAGUGGGACAGCAAGCAUUCGACAGGGAUACUUUCCAGUUCCUAAGGGAAGAAAAGGUUUGGAUGAUGAAGACAGCAACCCAGAGAGAAGGGAAUUCAGGAGGCAAGAUCCAAACUGAGAUGAAGCCUGUUUCAGAAGCAGGAACACAUCAAGAGUGGUCCUGCCAGCAAAUCUGGGAAAAAAUUGCUUUACAAGAAACAUGGCACCGGCAUCUGCUCAGCUUCUGGAAGGGCCUUGGGAAGCUUUUACUCAUGGGAGAAGGUGAAAUUGGAGUAGGCAGGAUUCUGCUUUCCCUCAGACUGCAUCACUCAGGACUCUGCAUAUUCCCUGAAAUAGGAGGAAAAAUGACCACGUUGAAGGAGACAGUGACUUUCAAGGAUGUGGCUGUGGUCUUCACCGAGGAGGAGCUGCAAUUGCUGGACCCUGCCCAGAAGAAGCUGUACCAAGAUGUGAUGCUGGAGAAUUUCAGAAACCUGCUCUCAGUGGGGCAUCAACCAUUCCAUGGAGAUACUUUCCACUUCCCCAGGGAAGAAAAGUUCUGGAUGGUGGAGACAGCAACCCAAAAAGAAGGGAAUUUAGACGGAGUUUCACUCUUGUUACCCAGCCUGGAGUGCAAUGGCGUGAUCUCGGCUCACCGCAACCUCCGCCUCCUGGGUUCAAGCAAUCCUGCCUCAGCCUCCCGAGUAGCUGGGAUUACAGGAGGCAAGAUCCAAACUGAGAUGGAAACUGUUCCAGAACAAGGGACACAUGAAGGGUUGUUUAGCCAUCAAACCUGGGAACAAAUUUCAAGUGACUUAACCAGAUUUCAAGACUCCAUGGUAAACAGCUCUCAGUUCCCCAAACAAGAUGAUAUGCCCUGCCAGGUUAAUGCCAGACUAUCUAUAAUUCACAAAGGAAAGAAACCUUCUGAGGGUGGGAAGUGUAAAAAAUCCUUUAGUGAUGUCACCAUCCUUGAUCUUCAUCAACAAUUGCAGUCAAGAGAGAAGUCUCAUACAUGUGAUGAAUGUGGAAAGAGUUUCUGUUAUAGCUCAGCUCUUCGCAUCCAUCGGAGAGUUCACAUGGGGGAGAAACUCUUUAAUUGUGAUGUGUGUGGUAAGGAAUUCAAUCAGAGCUCACAUCUGCAAAUUCAUCAGAGAAUCCACACUGGAGAGAAACCAUUCAGAUGUGAGCAGUGUGGGAAAGGCUUUAGUCGUAGAUCAGGACUUUAUGUUCAUCGUAAAUUACACACAGGAGAGAAACCUCAUAUUUGUGAGGAAUGUGGGAAGGCCUUCAUUCAUGAUUCCCAGCUUCAAGAACAUCAGAGAAUCCAUACUGGGGAGAAGCCAUUCAAAUGUGAUAUAUGUGAUAAGAGCUUCCGUAGUAGAGCAAAUCUUAAUAGGCACUCCAUGGUCCACAUGCGAGAGAAACCAUUCAUAUGUGAUACAUGUGGUAAGGGCUUUGGUUUGAAAUCAGUACUUAAUAGUCAUCGCAUGAUUCACACAGGAGAGAAACGGUACAAAUGUGAGGAAUGUGGAAAACGCUUCAUUUAUAGGCAAGAUCUUUAUAAGCAUCAGAUAGACCACACAGGGGAGAAGCCAUAUAAUUGUAAAGAGUGUGGAAAGAGCUUCAGAUGGGCCUCAGGUCUUUCAAGACAUGUGCGAGUCCACAGUGGAGAGACACCAUUCAAAUGUGAAGAAUGUGGGAAGGGAUUUUAUACAAAUUCACAGCGUUAUUCUCACCAGAGAGCCCACAGUGGAGAAAAGCCAUAUAGAUGUGAGGAGUGUGGGAAGGGCUACAAAAGGAGAUUGGAUCUUGACUUUCAUCAGAGGGUCCACAGAGGAGAGAAACCCUACAAUUGUAAGGAAUGUGGGAAGAGCUUUGGCUGGGCCUCAUGUCUUUUGAAUCAUCAGAGAAUCCACAGUGGAGAAAAACCAUUCAAGUGUGAAGAGUGUGGGAAAAGAUUUACUCAGAAUUCACAACUUUAUACCCAUCGUAGAGUCCAUAGUGGAGAAAAACCAUUCAAAUGUGAAGAGUGUGGGAAAAGAUUUACUCAGAAUUCACAACUUUAUUCUCAUCGCAGAGUCCACACUGGAGUAAAGCCAUACAAAUGUGAGGAGUGUGGGAAGGGCUACAUUAGUAAGUUUAAUCUUGACAUGCACCAGAGAGUCCACACGGGAGAGAGACCUUAUAAUUGUAAAGAAUGUGGGAAGAGCUUCAGCCGGGCCUCAAGUAUUUUGAAUCAUAAGAGACUCCACGAUGAUGAAAAGCCAUUCAAAUGUGAAGAGUAUGGGAAGAGAUUUACUGAGAAUUCACAGCUUCAUUCCCAUCAGAGUGUUCACACUGGGGAAAAACCAUACAAGUGUGAGAAGUGUGGAAAGAGCUUCAGAUGGGCCUCAACUCAUCUAACCCAUCAGAGACUCCACAGUAGAGAAAAACCACUUCAGUGUGAGGACUGUGGGAAGAGCAUUGUGCACAGCUCAUGCCUUAAAGACCAACAAAGAGACCAAAGUGGAGAGAAACCAUCUAAAUGUGAGGACUGUGGGAAGCGCUACAAGAGGCGUCUGAAUCUUGAUAUGCUUUUGUCAUUAUUUUUAAAUGACACAUAAUUAUUAUACUUGUUUAUGAGGUACAGUGUGAUAGUUAAUACAAAUAUAUAAUGUAUAAUGAUCAAAUUAGUAUAAUUAACAUACUCACCUCAAACAUUUAUCAUUGUGUUCGGAAUCCUUAAAAUUCACUAUUCUAGCUAUCUGAAAAUGAUAAGUUGUUAAUUACAGUCACCCUGCAGUGGUGUAAAAUACUAGAACUUACCUCCUACCUGCAUUUCUACAUUGAUUAACCAACUUUUGGCUACCACCCUCCCUCCUCACCUCUAAGAACUACUACUAUUCUACUCUCUACUUCCAUGAAAUUAACUUUUUGAGCUUCCACAUAUGCAUGAGAACAUGUGGUAUUUACCUUUCUGUGCCUGGCAUAUAUCACUUAAUAUAAUGCCCUGUAAGGUUCAUUCACUUUGCUGUGACAGAAUUUUGUCAUUUUUCAUGGCUAAGUAAUACUCUGAUGUGUAUAUUUGCCACAUUUUCUUUAUUCAUUCAUCCAGUGGACGCGUAGGUUAAUUACAUAUCUUGGCCUAUUUCUUGGCUAUCGUGAGUAGUGCUACAAUAAACAUGGGAGGUAGACUCUUUAA